Messenger RNA from Octodon degus (degu), 1010 nucleotides. It is a transcript of the gene Vmac, whose product is annotated as vimentin type intermediate filament associated coiled-coil protein. NCBI's taxonomy places the organism in Eukaryota, Metazoa, Chordata, Mammalia, Rodentia, Octodontidae. The transcript has 2 exons. The record is from RefSeq and is a predicted model, not a curated record. Bases 6 to 524 code for a protein of 172 amino acids.
GGGCCAUGUCCGCACCGCCCGCCCUGCAGAUCCGGGAGGCCAACGCGCACCUGGCGGCGGUGCACCGCCGCGCUGCGGAGCUGGAGGCUCGGCUGGACGCGGCGGAGCGCACAGUGCGCGCCCAGGCCGAACGUCUGGCCCGCCACGACCAGCAGCUGCGCGCCGCCCUGGACGAGCUGGGCCGCGCCAAGGACCGUGAGAUCUCUGCUCUCCAGGAGCAACUGCUGACAUCUGAGGCUGCUGUCCACAGUCUGCAGGCUGCUGUGCACCAGAGAGAUGAGCUCAUUGGGCAGCUGCAGCCCCGAGCCAAGCUGCUGCAGGACAUUUGUCAGCGGAGGCCACCCUUGGCCGCACUGCUGGCUACCCUGGCUGAGGCUGAGCGUCUAGGGCCCUUGCCGGACAGUGUGCCACGCCAUCUGUCUCCUGGUGGGCCAGGCCCACCCCUCACCAACAGCACCGUGGAGGAUGACGAAGAGGAGGUGGAAGAUCACCUCCAGCCUGCGGUGUUUGGGACCACAGUGUGAGCCCUGGAGCAUGGACUGCAGACCGGAUGCCAAUGGGGCCUUGGUGGCUGCCAUCCACUGGGGCAACCCUGGGCAGAGCCGUGAUCCUGGCCAAGCAGCAGGAGCAAAAGGGCCAACUUUUCAAACAGGCCACAUGCAGAUGUUUGGCUCAGACAGGUGACAAAGAAAACGAAACUUUGAAUCCCUUACCUUUGUUGAAAAGGUGGCAGUACUAAGCCAAAUCUGGAUUCUGGUUUGAGACCUGGCUGGCUUUGCCUGUUCUGAGUCCAGCCUGGGCCCCUUCUUUAGCCAGGCUGUGCAUACCUCACUGCUCCCUGGGCAGGGUUCUGUGCACCAGAUGCAUCUGAUCAGAACUUUAUUUGGUGAGGGCUGAUGGCAUCAAGUUCCACAGGAUUCAAGCUUGUCUCCUGUUUAUCCCUCUUGCUUUGAUUUUUUUUUUUUUUUUUUAAUCUUUAUGAGACAGAGUCUCACUAUGCAGUUUAGGCU